AAGAGGAUGAAAAGAAGAGGAAGAAAAGAAAAGACAAUAUGUCAUCGAAGAAAAAACUUUACAAAUGUAAAUAUGCCGUAGAAAAUUCCAGUAGAUUUUCUUUACGUGUUAUGGAAGCGAUGCGUUCUCUGGAGAGAUACGAAAACGUUCUGCCGAUAUCGUCCGUGCAAGAAAUCGUCGAUUACAUAGCGAAUAAUUAUAACAACGACGGAGAUCUCUGUGCCCAAGUUCGAACUGCCUUAAAACAACUUUGCGCUGAUGGAUUCGUUAUUGAAGUAUUGAACGAUGAAUAUCAGUUGAUAGGUCCCUUUCGUACCACAGACACGUUACAAAGUUGUAGCUGUCAGACAGAUAACGCAAAGAUAUAUCUCAGUACACCAAAAUAUUCUAAAUUGAAAAAAACAUUUCGUACAAAAGGUAAAGAGAAAUCGCAUUGUCGUUGUGAGAAAUUAAAUGAAAAUACAAAAUUAGAAAGAGAUAAUAGAAAAGAAAGAAAAGAAAAUAUUUCAUCUUCUUCACGAAUGAAUUAUUAUUUAAAUGAUAUGAUACGUCCAACGCCUAAGUAUAAAUUAUUCAAAUCAAAGAUAAGAGAAGAUAAUUCAUGUAAAUAUCCUGAAAUAGAAAAAACCCUAAAACAAAAAGGGAACAAUCCUAAAAGAUUCAUUUCUUACGAGGAUCAACAUGAAAAAUCUAUUCGUAAUAUUCAAGAAGAUUCUGCUGAUAUUGAAUCUUCUCUUCGCGAACCUGCACCUAAGCGUAUGCGUCAAAUAGACGACGACAUUAUUACAUUUCAAAAUUUACAGAAAUAUCAAGACAUUAGCAUUGCACCGAAUAAUCGAUUAAAUGAUCGUUCUCACGAUAAUGUAUUUCAAGAAAUAAAAAGAUCGAUCCCUGAAACAUCUAAAUCCCACCAGAUAGAAUUAAAAAAAUGGAUACAACGAUGCCGUCACGAAUGCAAAAAACAAAAUAAGCGAUAGUAAUUAAUAAAACAUUCUAUUACAUUUCCGACUAACGUACUUUUU
Vespula pensylvanica (western yellowjacket) is the source of this 1022-nucleotide messenger RNA. RefSeq lists its product as uncharacterized. Lineage: Eukaryota; Metazoa; Arthropoda; Insecta; Hymenoptera; Vespidae. Bases 39 to 977 code for a protein of 312 amino acids. The transcript has 3 exons. The record is from RefSeq and is a predicted model, not a curated record.